AUGAAGUGUAUCAUCGAGGGUAAUGGCAUCAAAGUCUUUGGGAGAGCAAUUCAUGCUCUGUCAAGAAUUGGCGAUGAAAUAUGGUUGGAUCCACAGGAAGAUGGGUUGGCUGUGAGGACUGUGAACUCGUCUCAGUCAGGUUACGCCUGUUUCUGCUUCGCUCCUCUGUUCUUCCAGCAGUAUAUUCCAGAUCCAGACACCAAAGACUCUCAAGCAGUAAAAUGCAAAUUAAACUUGAAGUGCGUGCUUCCUAUGUUCCGCUGUGUGACAUGUCGAGAGCGAAGUGUGGACAGAUGUGAAAUAAGCAUCCAAAUCCCGGACGGCAGAGUGACAUUUCGCUUUCACUGCAGACACGGAAUCACCAAGACCCAUAAUUUGGGGUAUCAGGAGUGUGAAGCUUUACAGGCUGUGUUUCCAGCUCACCUCAGUCCAAAUGUCCUGAUGGCCCAGUCCAAACUGUUAGGUGGCAUUGUGGUGCAUUUCCCAGUUUCUCAAGAAGAGGUCACUCUUUCCGUUUCCUCUCUUAAAGUCGUCCUGAAGACCUUUUGUGUGGAAGAAAAUGACUGCAUGAAAGGCAUGAACACAGCGCUGAUGCUGCACCCAGAUGAGCUAGACUAUUUUCAGGUUGGAGAGGAUUCAGAUGUGACCUUCUGCCUCAAAGAACUGAGGGGGCUGCUGUCUUUUGCUGAGUAUUAUGGUUUACCAGUGUCUUGUCAGUUUGGUGCAGCUGGACAGCCGAUAUCCUUCACUGUGAAAGACAUUACACUGGAGGCCCACGUUGUGUUAUCAACCUUAACCAAUCCAGACUCCGAGAGCUCGUCUCAACCUGCACCGCGGGAUGACCGUACUGUUAAAACCCCUAAGGCCUCCACAGCAGAAAACUCAACAUAUGAAGAGCCCAUGGAGGCAGAUGUGUGUGUUUCUGAUGGGGAACGAGUGGCCUCCAGUCAGGGCAGUGAAAUGUUCAGUCCAGCCCGUCAUAUGAGGAAGAUGAUGCAGCUUCAUGCACCUGAAGAGAUCCUGCAGAGGCCCUGUUUUGCUCCUGAAUCUGUCCUGACUACACCAGUAACUCCAGCCACUUUUAAGAUCCGAUCGCUGCUUUUUGGGGCUGUAUAUAAUAACGGAGAUGGUAAAACUGCAGAUUUGCCAAGCUUGGUUUAUGCCAGCGACACCGAAGACGACGGAGGAACACAGGAGACAAUCAGGUAACGCCUUAAGCUAACCUGACUCGGGUAACACCCACUACAAAAAUCUGUGGACAAGCUACAUUUUGUAGACUACAAAAACUCAGUAGUUUAAGAGAGAAAACGGCCUACUUUCUGCUGUUAAAUGUUAUAUUACCUGUUGAAAUGUUUCUUAAAUAUUGCUGUAAAGGCUACCCCUAGGUCUUUAG
This is a messenger RNA of Danio aesculapii, 1393 nucleotides long. It is a transcript of the gene rad9b, whose product is annotated as RAD9 checkpoint clamp component B. NCBI's taxonomy places the organism in Eukaryota, Metazoa, Chordata, Actinopteri, Cypriniformes, Danionidae. Bases 1 to 1209 code for a protein of 402 amino acids. Gene Ontology annotation, biological process: DNA replication checkpoint signaling; cellular response to ionizing radiation; mitotic intra-S DNA damage checkpoint signaling. The record is from RefSeq and is a predicted model, not a curated record. The transcript has 11 exons. Gene Ontology annotation, cellular component: checkpoint clamp complex.